UCCUAAAAAAACCAGGUCUUCCUCCACUCGCCGGAUUCACUGGUCCAGUGGUCCUCACCCGUCUCUUCCGCCGCCGCCGCCGCCAUGCCGCACCUCGUUCGCGAGCGGCUCUACUUCGGCGAUAUCAAAGACGCCAUCGCCGCCCUCACAGAGUCCUCCUGCACCCCGACCUUUACCCACGUCCUCUCGGUCGUCAGCUCCGUCUCCAUCUCCUUCAUCACCGACUGCCGCCCGGGCCUCGCAAUCCCAACGGAAGAGGUCCACCGAGUCGUCGCCGGCGAGGAGGGCGCACCACCUACAGCUGCAGUGCCCCCCGGGACGCUGAUGCGGGUGGUGGAGCGCGCUGGGGACGGCCUGCGGGUAACGCGGAUGGCCGUGCCGCUGCGGGACACGGAGGCGGAGAACCUGCUCGACCACCUCGAGCCUUGCCUUGAUUUCAUCGAUGAGGGUAGGAAAGUUGGGAACGUCCUCGUUCAUUGCUUCGCCGGGGUAUCCAGGAGUGCUUCCAUCAUUGUUGCUUAUCUUAUGAGAUCAGAGCAGAAAUCUCUGGAAGAAGCAUUAGAAUCUUUAAAGGAAGUUUCUGAGUCGGCAUGCCCGAAUGAUGGUUUUCUUGACCAGUUGAAAUUGUUUGAGGAAAUGGGCUUCAAAGUUGAUACUUCAAGUCCUUUGUACAAGAGGUUCCGCUUAAAAUUAUUAGGUCAAUCCUACAAAUUUGGGGAGAAAAUAGGCAGCUAUAUAUUUGAAGAUGACCCUGGCCUUUCUCCACAAUCUGGCUCUUGUCAAGAUUCUUCAAAGACAGAGCAACACAAAACAGCUUACCGCUGCAGGAAAUGCAGGAGAAUCAUUGCUGUGGAGGACAAUGUUAUAAGUCAUGUUCCUGGUGAGGGUGAAUCUUGCUUUGACUGGAACCGAAGGAAGAGUGGUCGUCCAUACAACAACACAGAACAAGAUUGCUCGUCUUUAUUUGUUGAGCCUCUGAAAUGGAUGACUCCAGUAGAAGAUGGUGCUUUGGAGGGGAAGCUAUCGUGCAUCCACUGUGGAGCUAGGUUAGGAUACUUCAACUGGUCAGGAAUACAGUGCAACUGCGGCAGUUGGGUUACCCCGGCCUUCCAAAUUGUUAAGAGCAAAGUAGAUGUCAGCACCAUCUAAACAUUGGAGAAAUUUGAGGGAUUAGGAGUGUGACACACUGGUGGCUUUAAGAUUUCGUAUAUAAUGUAUGCACGAUAUGUACACAAUGAGCAACAUAUUGUAUGUUUUGCCAUUGCUGAUCAGGGGCUGUGUGCAGCAAAAUAUCCUACAGAACGGCACAUUUGCUGUGAGUCAGACGUCCGUAGGGCUCGAAAUGGAUGGAAUACAAGUUUAGCAGAGAAAGGUACACUAGUAUUAAUAUUGUUUCAGUGAAUUGAAAUGCGUGAAUUUCCCUAUA
Panicum virgatum (switchgrass) is the source of this 1426-nucleotide messenger RNA. Its product is annotated as dual specificity protein phosphatase 12-like. Gene Ontology annotation, molecular function: protein tyrosine/serine/threonine phosphatase activity. The coding region runs from base 85 to 1149 and encodes 354 amino acids. The transcript has 6 exons. The record is from RefSeq and is a predicted model, not a curated record. Gene Ontology annotation, biological process: protein dephosphorylation. Lineage: Eukaryota; Viridiplantae; Streptophyta; Magnoliopsida; Poales; Poaceae.